AUGGAGCAGGAAGUGUCGAGAAUCCGCACAGUUGAACUGAGCGCACUACGCCUGGAGGAGAGCCAGAAAGCCCGGCAGCAUCUGUUAACGUACAAGCAGGAACUUGAUCGCCUUCAUGCAGAUCGGGCGGCACGGCUAAAGCUUCAAGAAGAAGCUGCGGCAGAGCGCCUUCGCAUGAAAGAGAACGAAAUCGAAAAGAAGGGGUUUGCUUUGAGACAGGAAAUCAGUGCUCAGCUCCGGGCGACUCAGCAGCAGCAGCGGGACAACAAACGCCAGUGGGAAAUAGAGCAGCAGGCACUCGCUCUGCGUGCGAAGGCCCUCGAUGCUCGAGAGGCAAGACUCUCGGAAAAAGAGGGGCGCCGGAGUCAAGAAGAGGUGCUCAACCAGAAGCAGUUGCUCCUCAAGAUGGAAGAGCACAGGCGCUCGGUGGAGUCGGAGAUGCAAGAAAGCGUUGCCCAGCUCAAAAGAGAUCGCCUGGCCCUCGAGAAAGACAAGGAACAGAUUGAACUCGCACGGCAGCGGCAAAGCAGCCUGGAAACACAGGCCAAGUUGCAGGCGGCAGCGAACGAACAGAUGCAAACUACCGUCAAACAGCUCGAGGCAGCUGCGGAGUCGAUGCGGCAAGAAAACGAGCGGCUCCAAGCGCAGCUGCGCCUUGCGAAUGAAGUGGCCAAGCGGAUCAAGGACCAACUGGGUACGAGCGAAUCCGAGCUGCACUGUCUCAAGCGCGAGAAAGCCUCGCUUCUGGAGCAGCUUUCAACGAAAAACGAAGCCGAGCAGCGCUACCAGCGUGUGCAUUCGCGCGCCAUGGAGGAGCUCCACGGGUGCCUUCGCGAUACCCGACUUGCGUCACAAGACCUCGAACGGAAAACAGCGCUUCUCCAGGAUGAACUGUCCCGGCUUCGUGCCGAACGGGAUCGCGCGGUUGCACAGGCCAGAGCAGACGCGGAGAGGGAGACCAAGGAACGUACUCAAAAGCUGCAAAAGGAGUUGACGCAGGAGCGACUUCUCCGAGCCGACAAGGAACGCGAAGUGCACAAGACACAGGUCGAGUUGGAGAGACUGAGCAGCCUAAAGCUGCAGUGGCAGCAGAAGGCGCAAAGGCUUGAAGGGUGUUGCGAUGCCUCAGCAACUUGCUCGGAGAGACACAGACGCCUGCUUGCUUCGCUCUCUGCAACGCUUCGUGCGACCGCUGACAUUGAUGACGCUGACGAAGCCGGGAACGCGAUUGCAAGCACGAGACGGAAGACUCUCUUUGAGCGGCAUCAAAGACCGAUGGACCUCUUCACAUCCGCUCGGCUCUUCGGCCACGGGGAAUGUCAGCCAGCUGAGCUUCCGCCUGGACCCUUUCCCGAUGAAAAACACUGGAAAGCCCGACGGCCUCCCAGCAGAGGCGAUGGCCCUCGUACCACUCCGCCCCGUUGCCGGUCUCCUGAGCAGUCCGAAAGGGGAACGGAGACAGGCGUGAGGAGCCCCGCAGCAAUCCGACGCGGAUGCACGCCUACGCAGUCCCGUCGCGACUGCCCCGGCGAGCCCCAGGUCGGAAAUCUGGGAGGCGAUACGCGAGAAAGCUGCUCGGAUCUAAACGGGAAGUUCGCGGAAAGCACGCUGCAGUGUCGCGUAUCCGGGAAGGCUUCGGUGCAGAGAACGCGUCCAGCGGUUGGAAGCGAACCUGGCACGCAGCGCGGGUCUACGGAAGUGCGGAUCGAAGAUCUUGAGCAGCGCGUCAGAAAGUUCCUCGCCUCCCUGCAAAAUUCCGACAAGCAGCCUUUAAGAGGCAGGCGGGCAGAGUCUGGGCGGCGUUCGCCAGACGCGGAUAGCCUCCCUCCACAACCCAUUCAGGCUGCAGGCCAGCCUCCACGGCUCGGCGGAACCGAGCCUUCGCAGUCUCCGCUUGUCUCCGUUCCGCAGUGUACCUGGCCCGUCGAGCCUCCCAGGAGUUCUUGCAGAGGGUCGGCAGUCUCGCACCCGCAGCCUGUUCUCGCCUGCGUCUCCGCGUCGCCGCGUUUGUCGCCGCGAAGGAGCAAAGAGCCGCAGGCUCCCCCCGCGGUCGGAGACUGCAGAGGGCCAAGCGACGGAGACGCGAGGACCGGUUUGCUUUCGGGACGUUCAGACCCUCGAUUCAGCCGGCGACUUGAAGGCGCCCCCAGAAUCGGCAGCGAGAGGGAAGGAUCCGGGAGUAGACGGGGCGAGCUGACUGACAUGAGAUCUCGAAUGAGAUCAAAUUUAAAUGGGACGGCCGCGUGGACAUGCUCGCAUACUGUUCCAAUUGCGAACAGAGCACGGCACAGUCCUCAGCCAACCGCCUUGUCUAAGAUUCUGCCGGGGCCUCCGACGUCUGGGGCUGGCCCACUGGAGACCCCGGAAUGGAAAGCUUCGUUUCCCUUCUCUCAGAAAUCCUCCGGGGAGAUCACCGACAGCGACAUCAGCGUAAUGCUCGCCAACUGUUCUAUCGGGUCUCAGAAGAUCGCCCUCGGUUCGCCUUCUCGAUCGGGCGCUGUUUCUGCGCCGCCUCCUGCUCCGUCUGUGGAUAUGGAAGAGCUUGGGUCUCCUGCGCCAUGGCGCUUAACAGAGCACACCGGUGUCCGUCCCUCCUCUCGAUGGCCACAAAACAGGCCGUGGACUGCCAUGAUCUUGGCACGGCAGCAAGAGGAGGACCAGGAAACGCCACCGAACCGCUGGGUUGUGUCGGGGACUCGGGAGCGACGUGACCAGUCCCGUGGCGAUCUAAACCAGAGCCGCAGGCACGGAGUAGUACCCGUCGCUGUGUCAGGCCUUCGCCGUACCUCACCGGGUGGGUUUGGAGGCGAGCGGGAUGACGCCUCCCAUCGCGUGCACGUGGCGGGCGGAAGCCGCCGGAGAGAAGAGGAAAGAUUCCUCGCUGACGGGUGCCCAGGCAGCGGUUCAGGAACAUCCGUUGUCAGGUCACGGCCGACAAUAGGGCCCUUCUGUAGACGCAGCGGUCUGUUAGCCGCAGUUUCUACAGAGGAGGAUGACGACGAGUUGGAACAAGGAGAAGUCCGUAAUGACGGGGGUGGGGUAGGCUCUGAAGGCCGUUAUCUCCUUAUCGCUGGCCCCGACAGUCUCCACGAAGCUGCAUCCACCCCCAGAGAAAGUCUUGCCCCUCCCGACGCCCUGGAAAGCGGGCAGAGCUCGUGGCCAUCACCGGAGGUUCGCGCGACAUCCAUGGACCGAUCAGCGUUUCUUGAGCGACAGGGGCCGGCAUUGACAGCGGUAGCUUCGCCGGUAGCCCCGGCACCUCAACACCUCGAUGCGAGAGCCGAGCUAGCCACACAGACAUCUCUCCCACAACCUUUCGCCGUCUCUCCGUCCUUCUCCGGAACUCCUCACGACGGUCGUAGCGUCGCAGACGCUCCGGCAGACCUUCGACUGUCCUCGCGUUUCGGACCCGUCUCGGGUACCAGUCAUUUCGCUUCUCUUUCAGAGGAGCCAGAGGAACAGACUGGCGACGUGGUUGGGAAGCCAGUGGGGAGGGAGUCUUCUCAGGGCCCUGCUCUUCAUCUUGCCGUGCUACCGCAGAAUCGUGGUCCGGUCCAUCUGGUUUCCACUGCACAAGAUCCGACCCAAGCUGAAGUGCUUCGUAUGAGGUCGUCCCCAGGACGCUUAGACAUUGGCGAGCCCUCGUUCACGUCUGGAUCUUCUCCUUCCAACGCCCCUGUAGCCUAUGCCGAACUGCCCGUGUCGCCUCUUGCUCCGACUGUGUCGCCCGCCGACCACAGAGCAGGCAGACGCUACCUGGAGACGCUCGCCGUGUCUCCGAGCCUUCAACCACGGCCAGCAUCGGGGCGCAGAGAGGAGGAUGGAAAGCUGUUCCAGCGUUCCGAACCGGCCUCGCCGUAUGCGAGCUCGUUCGCAGGCGCUGCAUCGCCGUGUGCAGAUGGCAACGUUCACGAGGGCAACAGCGAACCUCCUCACGCAGGUUCCGCGGAGCAUCUCGGGUUCGCUUGCCGGAGACCAGCACGCCUCGGCGCUCGUCAGGAGUCCGCUGAGGGUCGAGCCGAGCGCUCCGAGUGCCGUACAUUCGGCCCACAGACACAGGUUCUCGGAACCCGCUCGCCGUUGCACGUGACGCGGAGCCUGUCUCGCGAACCCGAAACGUUUCGAGCAGGGAAAGACACUUUGUCUUCUUUCCUACCCGUCGCGUCUAGCCCAGGAUUCUUCGGUCCCCCCGUCACAUACAUGCCCGAGGCAGACGCCAGAGCUGCGCGCCGGCCAAACGCCUCUCGGUUUGCACUCCGCCGCGGCGCAGGAUCGCUCUUCUCCGCCUCUCCAGAAGUUGACUGCGGGACAGACACACUGUUAGGCGUCCAGCUGCACGCGCUUCCGAGCUCCAGCUUGGGGCUAGACCGUGAGGCGAAGAGUGUCCCCAGGGACUGUCGCGCAUCGUCCCCGUCCCACGGGCUUUCGGGUGCCUCGCACUGUGCCUCACGAUGCCGCCGGCUGUCGCCGUCGGGCGCCGAUCGACAACCAGGGACCAGUCAGGCCUUGUUGCCGGUUCCUACUGAGCCUCUCCCGCUCCACUAUCCCACCGGAACAGCUGCGAGGGCCCUGGCUGCGUACAGUCGGCCAGGAACGACUUGCAGCGUCUGUUCACCUCUGUCGCGAUCGCGUCCAAACUCGCCGCCGAGCCCCUGGACGGCGCACCAACGUCCAGAUCCAAGUGGCGAGUACGGUCGGCGCUCUGAGCACGGGAAGGCAGAGUUCCACAGUUCAGGACCAGGCAGGCCGGGUGCUGCCGGACUCGCGUCUUCACAGGUGGACAGCCCGACUCCAGGAUCGCUAACUGCUUCCGGUUCACGAGGACAGCUCGAGGGCAGUCCAGACCCGACGGGAAGUUAUAUCAUGUCGCAGUCUCCACCAGCUGUCUCGCUCGCGCCUGGAGUGUUGGGUCCAGUUAGCGAGGAGCACUCCAUCAUCCAACCUCUUGUGUUGGAUGACACAGUCGCGGAGCUUAGCAUUCCCCUCGCCAUCAGUUACACGGUAGCAGCCGAGAUGGCUGAUCGGCCGGAUCGAUGA
Molecule: messenger RNA, 5037 nt
Organism: Neospora caninum
Lineage: Eukaryota; Apicomplexa; Conoidasida; Eucoccidiorida; Sarcocystidae
Exons: 2
Coding region: 1-5037 (1678 amino acids)
Biological process (GO): epithelial cilium movement involved in determination of left/right asymmetry
Cellular component (GO): centrosome; ciliary basal body
Source: RefSeq, a predicted model, not a curated record